This is a messenger RNA of Pestalotiopsis fici W106-1, 489 nucleotides long. RefSeq lists its product as uncharacterized. The record is from RefSeq and is a predicted model, not a curated record. Bases 1 to 489 code for a protein of 162 amino acids. The transcript has 4 exons. Lineage: Eukaryota; Fungi; Ascomycota; Sordariomycetes; Amphisphaeriales; Sporocadaceae.
AUGCUGUUCUUCAAUAUUAUUUCCCCUGUUGCCAUUGUUGCAUUCACUUCAGCUUUGACCCUCCCACGAUCCACCCAUGUCUCUACGCCAAGGUUUCUGACGACGCAGGAUAUUUACGUAGAGCCACGCGAAGCCCCAAUUUGCUUCAACGGACAAGGCAGCGUCGCCACAGGGGUCAAUGAAGGCAUUUCGACGCUGCGGAGCCGCGCUGCCCACGUUGCCAACGGCUUUUCCCUGAUCCCCCUGGCGCAAAACGGCGGCCAAUGUGUCCGGCUCACGUGCAGCUACAAUGUCGGCAUCUGGGCUUGUAAUGACGCCGACGUGGGUGCGCUGGUCACGUAUGAGAAUAUCGCUCGGUACGCUGAGAAUAUACGUGAUGCUUGCGGUCCUGCCUCGAAUGGUAUUUGGGUUCAUGGCCAGCAGUUUGCUUCCGAGAUCAAUGGUCUUCGUUGGAAUGUCAUUGUUGGGCGUGAUGAUGGAGGGUGUUAG